AUGUCAGUUGCAAGACCGAAAGAUUUGACAGUCGGAUUGUUGGGGUUAGAGGUCCCGACAAAUAGUCCUACAAUAGAAUGGAACGACGGACACAAAACGAUCCUCCCAGCAUUGUACGACAGUAACAAUGUUAAUGUCUGUCACACUGUCGACAUCCCCAUCAUCAAAUAUCUUGCUCAAUGUCCAGAAUCUACACCGCACUCAAAACAUGUGCUACACAUAUCCAACACUGACUUUCCAACAAGCGACGCGCUGGAUCCGAUCAGCGACGCGCUGAGUCAAAAUAAGCCAGUGGUUAUUAGAGGGAUCGGGAAUCAUCAUGUGGGUCAAGAAUUGACGGCAGACUUUCUGGAUCAAUACUACGCAAUCUCGCCACAUAGGGCUGUAUGGGUGCACGAUGUCAAGGCCCGUGCAGUGGAUCAUAUGAACCCAACUAAGCCAGCGAUUCUCAAGGAUUUCUUUAAAGCUAUGAAGGAUCCAGAGACGAUCCAAUGUGUACUGGACUUCCCUCUCGCACAAGCGUCACUCCCAGAUGCCUUGAAAAAUCUAGAUCACGGCUUGACUUACGGGUGGAAUGGAACGACAUAUGAUGUCCCGAUCACGUCCAAGGUGCAUCCAGAAAACUUCAGUGUCAAGGGGUGGGCUCUACUACACCAUGCUGGAUUCUUGACGUAUCCUCAUCACGACGCGGAGGGGGCCUUGACAUGGGCGAAGAUGGAAGUGGGAGUCAAAUUUUGGGUCGUAUUCCGGCCAAAGGAUAGACACGACGAUCGCCAACAUCUUCGAGAUAUGGCGAUGAACCUAGCAAACAUGACUGAAAAUGGACCUUGGAUACGACAGAACUGUGAUGCCGAGGUUGUCACCCUCUAUCCUGGAGAUAUCAUCAUCAUGCCCCCAGCUCAGGUGCAUGCUGUCUAUACGCCAGUUGCAUCCCUUGCAACAGGGGGGCACUUCUAUCACUAUGGGUGCAUGCACCUGACAGAAAUAUCUCGUUACCUGGACGUUUCAUCAGGCGACUGUUUGACAAACCAGAUACUCCAUAAUGCGCUGGAGACCCUUCGACGUAUGAUGAUUGCAAUGCCACGGUUGUCACCCAGAAUACGACUGUUCAAACGAUCGAUAUUAGCCCUGUGCAUCAUGGUCAAAAAUGGGAAGCAAUAUCGCGCAAAGGGAGGGCCGCAGUCAGCUGUCGCAGACACAGAAACAGCAACACCAAGUCUUGACAUAGCGAUAGCUAUCGCAUCGCAUCUCGGAGUCACUAAACGAAAGCCUGCACACACACUACUGUACAAUGGAGAUCAAUUGGACAGAGGCAAGUUAAUUGAGAGGGAGAAACUAGACAAGGCGAUAGAGAAAUUCACUGCGUUGUAG
Messenger RNA from Suillus clintonianus, 1371 nucleotides. RefSeq lists its product as uncharacterized. The record is from RefSeq and is a predicted model, not a curated record. Bases 1 to 1371 code for a protein of 456 amino acids. NCBI's taxonomy places the organism in Eukaryota, Fungi, Basidiomycota, Agaricomycetes, Boletales, Suillaceae. The transcript is spliced from 5 exons.